GGCUGCGCUACAAACCGAGAAGCUGCGGGCGAACCUGGACUCAACACACAGAGCACCACACCGCACAACACCGCACAAUACAGGACUUGUACUGAGGGACUAUUGAGGAAGAGUCAAGAUGAAGAGGAACCACGACUUCAGCUCUUCGGACAGCGAACUGGAUGAGACCAUAGAGGUGGAGAAGGAGAGCGCAGAUGAAAAUGGGAACAUGAGCUCUCCCCUUGGCUCCAUGUCUCCAGCCACAUCCACUCAGGUGCAGGCGAGGAAGAGGCGUCGAGGAAUUAUCGAGAAAAGGCGUCGGGACCGGAUCAACAACAGCCUCAGUGAGCUGCGCAGGCUCGUCCCCAGCGCCUUCGAGAAACAGGGCUCAGCCAAACUGGAGAAAGCAGAGAUCCUGCAGAUGACUGUUGACCACCUGAAGAUGCUUCAUGCAGCCGGAGGCAAAGGCUACUUCGACGCCCACGCCCUGGCGAUGGACUACAGGGGUCUGGGUUUCAGGGAGUGCCUGGCGGAGACGGCCCGCUACCUGAGUAUCAUCGAAGGCCUGGACAGCACGGACCCUCUGCGGAUCCGUCUGGUCUCCCACCUGAACAACUACGCCAGCCAGAGGGAGGCUCACUCCGGCCUGAGCCACCUGGCGUGGGGCUCUGCCUUCGGUUCCCCUCCGGCCCACCUCGCCCACUCCCUCCUCCUGCAGCACCAACAGGGCGUACCUCUGGCCCCUCUACCCCGCAGCGCCACCAGCAGCCCGCAGACUCCCCUGUCGUCCACGUCCACGUCGUCCUCCUCCUCGCCGUCGUCCUCCUCGUCGGUGGCAGAGACUCACGUCCCGGGCAGACGCAGCACCAGCGCCACCCCACACUCGGAUCAAGGCCCCAUCAGGGUCCCCCCCACGUCGGUCGCCCCUACCAGCAUCCUGCACCCGGCCCUGGUCCCCUCAUCAGUGUCAAAGCUCUCCCCUCCUCUCCUCUCCUCCCUCUCGGCGUUCCCCUUCCCCUUCAGCGCCUUCCCCCUCAUCUCCCCCGCCACCAUCAGCCCACCAGCGCCAACAUCCAGUGUGGGGAAACCCUACAGACCCUGGGGUAUGGAGAUAGGAGCGUUCUGACUGAGGUGAUCCCCUUGACACACUCUGCAUAGAGACUCUACAGCCGAGCUGGACUUUCAAGGACAAGACUUUUUCGCUUCCCUGCUCAGAAAGCACUAUUUUUUUCUAUGAUCCCACAGAGGACACACAUAGCUGUAGGAUGUUUAUUUUCUUGCUAACGCAUUGUGUAGAAGAGAAAGCAGUGAGAAGGGAGAACCACCGCUAAAAAGCAACAGGAGUGAUUUAUUGUGUUGAUUGAUCUGUGUUCCUGCCCACCCCUUUAGAAGUUACACCCACCGCUGUCAGCCAAUCAGGAAUGGCUUUUCCAGAUGGUCAAGCAGUUGCCGUCCGUCAAGUUCCUGGGUGAAACCGUCCCCCUCCCCUUUGUCCCCCCCCCCCCCCCCCCCGAGCUGAAACAGCCAGUGUUGAUGCCCUGGUUACACAGAGAGGCUGGUGUGAGAGGAGGGUCUGAGGUGCUCUCAGAGUCACCCCCCUUUUUAAAGCAUUUUAUGGGGUGGAAUAACCGAAACCAGGUGUUUGUUUGACUAAAUACUGGGAACAGAAGUUCGCUACCAGCUUGGUUGAAACAAACUUAACCAUGAUUUACCCCUCGACCUCUGAUGCUCGGCUGGUGCUCCAUUGUUCGGGCUCACUUCCUCAACGUAUGGUUCCCCUCUACAGUAAAUUCUCUCCUCAACAAUCCAAGCUUCACAUACGUUUUUACCAGUUUUUUUCUCAUGUAAAUGAUGUUUGGGUGAUUUGUUUAUCACCUCGUCUCUUGUAUCUGCAGCAUCGUCAAUCAGUAUUUACCGAGAGGGAGAGGCAUCACAGCUACACACUUCAGUCUUCUUUUGUCAUUACUGUCUUUAGAGACAUUUAGAAAUCGUAGCCUCUCGUCUCCCCCUGAAAGUUUAACGUGUUUCCUGAUAAACCUCACUGUCAGAUUGUAUAUUUUAUGGUUGUAUAAAAAACACGAGUGAGCACUGACAAAAAAAUAUUUUCAAAGUUGUUGUUGGUGCGAUGACAACUUCCCUGUAAUAAAAGAGUUCUGAUACAUCA
Messenger RNA from Pleuronectes platessa (European plaice), 2143 nucleotides. RefSeq names its product hes-related family bHLH transcription factor with YRPW motif 1 (gene hey1). Gene Ontology annotation, biological process: regulation of transcription by RNA polymerase II; Notch signaling pathway; regulation of neurogenesis. The transcript has 5 exons. The record is from RefSeq and is a predicted model, not a curated record. Gene Ontology annotation, molecular function: protein dimerization activity; RNA polymerase II cis-regulatory region sequence-specific DNA binding; DNA-binding transcription factor activity, RNA polymerase II-specific. Bases 119 to 1105 code for a protein of 328 amino acids. NCBI's taxonomy places the organism in Eukaryota, Metazoa, Chordata, Actinopteri, Pleuronectiformes, Pleuronectidae. Gene Ontology annotation, cellular component: nucleus.